Striga asiatica is the source of this 2412-nucleotide messenger RNA. NCBI's taxonomy places the organism in Eukaryota, Viridiplantae, Streptophyta, Magnoliopsida, Lamiales, Orobanchaceae. The record is from the annotation of a GenBank genome assembly.
GAUAUUUUGUAUAAGCAGAGGCAAACGGGACGUUGACAUGCGGCGAGCUCACGUCGCAACGCUUAAACCGCUUUCUUGCACGCAACCGCCACGCACCGCCGUGUCUAUAUACAACCAAACCCCCUCUCUCACCCCUCCAGUUUCUCCUGUCGCGGUCGUUGGUUGAGCAGUGAACCUGGCCAACAGUUACGAGAAAUUUGUAUCGGAUAAUCCGUGAUGGCGCUGGCUGUCGGAGUUUUCUCGAGGGCAUACUUUGAGUUUGUGGAAUCUCCGUUUACGAAAUCAUUGGGCUGUGGCGAUUUCUCGAGCAGGCGAGUCGAUUUGUCGUCUUUUUCGAGAAAUGGGAGGCGUGGGAGUCGGAGACUGCGUGUCGGGUGCUUUGCUUCAGCUGGAAAUGUGGCUCGUGAAUUGGAAUCCGAGGAGGAUUCUGCUGCAAGCAGCUCCAGAAAUGAUGAUGAUGAUGAUUUAAGCCAUGUGAUGAAGUUUAAAAUGUCGGAUUUCGAAAUUCAUGAUCGUGUUAGCGUUGGUCUUGCGGACAAGGGUGAUGAGGUAGUAUUCGAAGCAACAGUGAAGGACCCCAACAGUCCACUGUUUAACACGAGGGUCAUCCUUAGGCAGCUGGUCAGUACUCAGGCUAAGCGUAGGGGGAAACGAGCAAUAGAGGUAUUGAAAAGGCUGGCUAGCCGUAGAAUAAUGUACCAUUCUUACUCGAUGCAAGUUCAUGGCUAUGUGUGCCCGUCAACAACUGGCGACAGUGGCUCGUUUAUUCUUGUUCACGGAUACCAUGGUAGUUUUUCUUUGAGACAUUGGCUUCAACAGUCCGAUUGGCUCCCAACUCUUGAGGCGACCCUUACAUUAGACGAGGAGACUAUCAGAAGGGUUGGCGAUGACACGGUUGGUGGGCCCGCGGUAUCUCGACUAUUGCGGCUUAUUCGGGUUUUAAUGCGAGAUCUGCUGAUAGGAGUGAAUUACCUGCACAGCCAUGGACUUGCGCAUACAGAGUUGAGAAUUGAGACUUUGCAUAUCAGCCCUGUGGAUAGACAUAUCAAAGUUGGGAUAUUGGGAAAUGCGGCUGAUUUUGCUGACUGCAAUCCAGAUGGUAGCAAAUUGGAUGGGUACAUGGAUAGGCGGAACAUGAUGAUUGCAUUCGACAUGAGAUGUAUUGGAUUUAUCAUGGCCAGAAUGGUAAUAAGGGACCUCAUGGAUCCGUUGAUUUUCACCAAGUUCAAAGCAUUCCUCUCCAAGAUACUUGAUAGAAAAUGGGGUGCAGGUUGGAAUUUACUCUCUCUACUUCUUGCUACAAAUCCCUCAAAGAGAAUAAGUUGUUUAGAUGCUUUGAGGCAUCCUUUCUUGUGUGGACCAAAAUGGCGUGUUGACCCUACAAUGGACAUGAUCAGAUGGAGCCUGGGUUCAACGGCAGUUCGAAUCACAGAGGAAUACAUUUACCGUCAGCAACAGAGAAGAAGAAUAGCACAUAUCAUUGAACUAAUGGAGAUGCUAAAUCCUCACUCAAAGCCAAGGCAAUGGCUGGAACUCCUUCCCGGAAAAUGGCGUUUAUUAUACAGCACGGGCCGCCAAAUAGGAUUAACUCUUCGCCAGCCCACAACCCGAGUUCUCAUUAGCGAAGCCCACUUAACUAUAACCAAGCUCUCUAAACCACAUGCAACUUUCUCCAUCCAAUCAGACGUUAGCUUCACAGUCAUGCCCAGUCUUGACUGGGCCCUCGACAAGAAAGGCACAAAGGGUAAACUUCAGAUGACCUCUCCUUCGAAGCUGAGAGCCGGAAGACGGUUUUACAUAAAUGAAAAAACUGCCGACCGAAUCAAUUCGGCCUAUUCACCCGACGCUAGAGAUUUCAUAUUGGAAAAAUUGUCGAGCAAAAAAUGGAGAAAGAUUGUGCCUUUAAAGGAGUUCCCUUCGAGCCUUCCCGUGGCUAAGCUCAUUACAAGUGAUGUCGAUAUCACGAUGAGUAUGGAUGAGCCGUUGAGUAGAGAUGUUGGGGCCGCGCAAAAUGUUGUUCGAGAGGUGAGGACCCAAUUGCCACCGGAAUUGUUUGAUUUGUCGAAGAUUGUUUGUGGGACUUAUGUUGAUUCUAGGUUACUCGUGCUUCGUAGUGUGAAUGGCUCGGCAGUAUUGUUCAUAAGGUCCUUUUGUGAAUGAGGUGUUGAUAAUAAGUGAGGUCAACUUGUGUAUAGUGAAUGUAAGAUUGUUGAUAAUGCAAGUGUGCAAACUUGUGAAUAGUGAAUCUAAGAUUGUUGAUAAUGCAAUAUAGUCCCCUCCAUUGUGGAUACAACUGAAGUGCUUGGAGUCCAGAUAUGAUAUUGACUGACUAACACGAUACGAAAUACGAACAUUGACUGACAUAAUAUGAGAAAUUAAAAAACACGAUUACAGAACGCAUUGAAACACGAA